Molecule: messenger RNA, 1872 nt
Organism: Megachile rotundata (alfalfa leafcutting bee)
Lineage: Eukaryota; Metazoa; Arthropoda; Insecta; Hymenoptera; Megachilidae
Product: helix-loop-helix protein 1
Biological process (GO): regulation of transcription by RNA polymerase II
Molecular function (GO): RNA polymerase II cis-regulatory region sequence-specific DNA binding; DNA-binding transcription factor activity, RNA polymerase II-specific; protein dimerization activity
Source: RefSeq, a predicted model, not a curated record
UGAAACCCUAAUUCUUGUCUUCACAACAGUCUUCUUUAUCUAAAAUUUGAUCACAACCACCCCUCACCAUUACCCUAACUCGUUGUUUCAAAAAUUCAUCAAAGUCAAUCUUUCAUCCCCUUUUCAAAACCUGCCCCUCAAAAGUCACGUGUCUUGAAAGGGUGCGAAAAGGCAUUGAAAAUGGAGGGGUUAAAAUAACGAAGCGUGAACUAUCUCAUGACACCGACAGCCGACAGAAAACAUUAAUCGAGAGCAGUCGAUUAGAGUGCGGUUUGCCUCAUCUCGUCUCUUAUUACAGAUAUACUCGAGACACGUGUCACUCUCGCGUAACGUGUAUAUUAUCAACGUACGUUUGCUUUUGAUAUUCUAUCACCCUUUCGUGUCUUGUAAUUUGUUCGGACAAUUUGCGAAAUUGUUCAGGGAUAAAUAAUAGAAACAACCCCCUUUCAGUUUGGUGUUUUAUAGCUGUUGUACUUGUAGGUAUUUUUUUACAAGUGUCAGAGUUAAGACAUUUAUUGUAAAUUUUCAAAUAUUAGGAGCUAGUUUUCUAUAGUUUCAUUGGGGACUUAAGUGCUAAAAUAAAAUUUGUACCCACAUUCCCCAUAAUAAUUCCUUUUCAUAUUAAAUUAUUAAAUAACUUACCCCCAUAUGUUCCAACCCUCCAUCACACAAUACAUUUCUAUUUAAUACACAGAAACAGUAAUCAUCGCCAUAGAAUUAUCAACAACGCUGAACGUUAAAAAUUGCCUCUCACUAAAUUAUGACAAUCAAAGAAUUAAUGACAAACAAAAAAUAACACAAUAGCACUAAACAGCUUCCUGAAGAAGAAGGCCUUUAAUCGCAAGUUCGAGCCCAGGAAAGUCGCAUGAUCGAUAAAAUGGUCCACCCAUUCGAACAUUCGCAUCCCUAACGAGCAAAACGUUCCAUCGUUCUCGUCAGCGACAGAAUGGCGGCCAGUUUGGGGCGGUCUCGUCCCUGUUUUCCAGCAAUUUCAUUGGAGAAUCUAAGGGAUGCUGCGUGACGAAGACACGAUGUGCUGGCGAAGGAUGAACAACGAGGGGAUGUUUCCGGAGGCGUGGUUUACGAGAUGAGAUAAUCCUCGAUCUGCAGGGGUGCAACCUGCCCCGGCGAGCGUCGCAGAUCUUAUCAGAGACGUUGCUGAUCUCGCGGAGUGUCGUCCUUGAACAGGUUCAUCAGUGAAAGUCAUUCAAUUCGUAUUUUUUAUUACAAUAAUAAGAAAAAAUGAACGAUCCGCGUGUAACUGCAGUUUCCCUAAAAUCCCUUCGUUCGAGACGGACUUAGGAGGCAAUCCAAAUUUUAAGAAGAAAACUUUCCUCAAGAUUUUCUCGGUAAGAGAAAAUGGCGAACGGUGGACACGGUGUGGUGGUGAACGGGGUGGGUGUACCGGGUGCUGGCACCCUUUCGCGAGAAGAAAGACGUCGACGCAGGAGAGCGACGCAGAAAUAUCGAACAGCACAUGCAACGAGAGAACGAGUAAGAGUAGAAGCAUUCAACCUAGCUUUCGCGGAACUACGAAAGCUCCUGCCAACUUUACCGCCGGACAAGAAGCUGUCGAAAAUCGAGAUCCUGCGACUGGCCAUCUGUUAUAUCGCCUAUCUGAAUCAUGUCCUCGAAGCUUGAACGAGCUUUUUCUUCAAAGGGAGGAUUAUAUUUUUGCAGAACUCGAGUGUCGUGACACUUGGAUCGGACCAACUUUCAGACGGAUGAAACAUCUUUAAAACAUUGUUUCCACGAUGGUUCAAAAUGAAUUCUUUGGUGUCCAAUUUAUCGUGUAUGACAAAAAUAAUUCGAUAACUAAACCCACGAAAUGACUAUUUUAUUUCAAGAGCGAUAUUCAGAAUAUUGUAAAAU